Messenger RNA from Cetraspora pellucida, 942 nucleotides. The record is from the annotation of a GenBank genome assembly. Lineage: Eukaryota; Fungi; Glomeromycota; Glomeromycetes; Diversisporales; Gigasporaceae.
UUGUUAAAAAACGCGUCAAAUUUCGGAAGAAUGUCUACGCCAAAAUCUGUUGAAUGUGCCGACAAAGACGAAAAGUUGAUUUCUGAAAGAUGCCCCUCCCCAGCACUUUCCGUAUCGACCACUGCUUCUGCGAAUGAAGGUCCACGAAAAAAAAAGAAGAAAAAAUAUCGUUCAGUUGAAUCACGCUUUAUGCAGCACCAUCUUCUUAAACCAACAAUAAGUAAAAAACCAACUGCUACUGGAAUUAAUAAGCAUAAUAUUAGAUCUGGCGGCUCCGUAAUCAGUAGAACAAACCUAAAUCUUCAACGACUUAAAGCUGAAGUACAUGAAAAACUCGGACAAACGAAUGUAACUCAUGUCAGCCAACAACCAUCAAUUAGCUUAGAUGAUGAAUUAACAAUGUUGAAUGCCAGAUUAACACAAUGGUAUUUCUUGAAUGCUAAAGCUGACCACGCGUUUGAUUGUCAAAAACGAUCUGCCGAGACUCAAUUAUUGGAUGCAUGGAAAUUACUUGUCAAGAAACAAGAUGAAUUGUCAAAUGCCUUAAGAAAAUUCUCUCUGGAAGAUGAUAUUUCAAGGCUUGAUACAACUUUGUCUUUUCAGGCGAAUUUGAUUUUACAAAUCAGCAAACAUUUAGAACAUUUCAAAACACGUUAUGUUACAUUUGCAUCAUCUUUGACAAGUCAAUUAUCAGAAGAAAUCGAGAUCUGUUCUAAUACUACUACUAACCUAUUGAAAAAAUGGGAAGAAUCAUCACUGAUCCAUGAUGUUGCUAGUUCGAUGCAAAAACUUUGUAUCAAUGUUAAAGAAGAGGUUCAAGAGUUGAAUGAAUGUAAUACACUUUUACGUGAAAUUUCAGAUGCAGAAAUAAUUGAAACUAGUUUAAGGAUAGAAAAGAUUGAAAACAUGAGCAAUUCUGAUUCAAAAUGGUCCAAAAGUUAA